Molecule: messenger RNA, 2354 nt
Organism: Ochotona princeps (American pika)
Lineage: Eukaryota; Metazoa; Chordata; Mammalia; Lagomorpha; Ochotonidae
Gene: SLC2A10
Product: solute carrier family 2 member 10
Exons: 5
Coding region: 130-1767 (545 amino acids)
Biological process (GO): transmembrane transport
Cellular component (GO): membrane
Molecular function (GO): transmembrane transporter activity
Source: RefSeq, a predicted model, not a curated record
CCGCCUCCAGGCACCAGGGGCCUGGGUCGGCCGACGUGGCAGCGGCGCCGCUGGCGCGGAGAUCCGGACGCAGGGCAGAGGCGGGCCGCAAAGUUUGUGGCGCAGCCCGGCGGGGACUCCGGCCCGGCGAUGCGCGCCACGGGCUGUCCCCGACCUGUCCUGCCCCUGUGUGCCUCCGUGUCUGUGCUGGGCGGCCUGACCUUUGGCUAUGAGCUGGCGGUCAUCUCGGGUGCUCUGUUGCCACUGCAGCUUGCCUUCGGGCUGAGCUGCUCCGAGCAGGAGCUCCUGGUGGGCAGCCUUCUCCUAGGCGCUCUGCUUGCCUCGCUGGUUGGGGGCUUCUUCAUUGACUGCUACGGCAGGAAGCAGGCCAUCCUUGGGGGCAACCUGGUGCUGCUGGCAGGCAGCCUGAGCCUAGGCCUGGCGCGCUCCCUGGCCUGGCUGGUCCUGGGCCGCACGGCGGUGGGUUUUGCCAUCUCCCUCUCCUCCAUGGCUUGCUGCAUCUAUGUGUCCGAGCUGGUGGGGUCGCGGCAGCGUGGGGUUCUGGUGUCUCUCUAUGAAGCAGGUAUCACCUUGGGCAUCCUGCUCUCCUAUGCCCUCAACUAUGCCCUGGCUGGAGCCCCCUGGGGAUGGAGGCACAUGUUUGGCUGGGCCGUGGCACCUGCUCUCCUACAGUCCCUCAGCCUCCUCUUCCUCCCUGCUGCGGCUACAAAUGAGACCACAGCUCACAAAGCACUCAUCCCACUCCAGGGAAGGGAGGCCACCAAGCCGGAGCUGGAGAGGCCUCACUACUCCUUUCUGGACCUCUUCAGGGCACGAGAUAACAUGCGGGGUCGGACCAUAGUGGGGCUGGGGCUGGUGCUGUUCCAGCAGCUAACAGGCCAGCCCAACGUGCUGUACUACGCUUCUACCAUCUUCCACUCGGUCGGCUUUCGUGUAGGGUCUUCAGCUGUGUUGGCCUCCGUGGGGCUGGGCGUGGUGAAGGUGGUAGCGACCCUUGCCGCCAUGGGCCUGGUGGACCGUGCCGGCCGCAGGACCCUGCUGCUCGCUGGCUGUGCCCUCAUGGCCUUGUCGGUCAGCGGCAUAGGAUUCGUCAGCUUUGCCGUGCCCAUGGACUCGGGCCCAAGCUGCCUGGACAGGCCCAAUGGCAGCAGGCACACCAGCCUCUCUGAAGACUUAGACCUGCUCCAGGGUUCCGCUCCACCUCCACUGCCAAGGACCAAGGAGGCAGAAAGGGAGUCAGUGCUGCUAAUGAUUGAGGAAACCAAGCUUGGAGCAAGUGCUGGGGACUCCACAGCGAAGCCCAUGCUGGCCGUGGGCACCGCCUCUCUGGCGCCCCCUGUCCCCGCCCCGGGGAGAGCACUGCUCCGCUGGACAGCGCUGUUCUGCCUGAUGACCUUUGUGAGCGCCUUCUCGUUUGGAUUUGGACCCGUGACCUGGCUUGUCCUCAGCGAGAUCUACCCAGCCCAGAUCCGGGGCCGAGCCUUUGCCUUCUGCAGCAGCUUCAACUGGGCCACCAGCCUCCUCAUCAGCCUCUCCUUCCUCCACCUCAUCGCUGCCAUUGGCUUGUCCUGGACCUUCCUGCUCUAUGGACUGACAGCUGUCCUCAGCCUGGGCUUCAUCUAUGUAUUUGUUCCCGAGACAAAAGGCCAGUCAUUGGCAGAGAUAGACCAGCAGUUCCAGAAGAGACGGUUCACCCUGAGCUCCCGCCCCUGGCAGAACUCCAGCAGCAUCCAGUACAGGCGCAUCCAGGCACAUGCAGCCUCCUGAGGGGUCUGCCUCCCCGGACACAGCUAACCAUCCCUGCCUGCCGUCUGCCGCUUCCCAGAGUUCUAGUCUCGGGGAGCAGGGCCCUUUGGGAGUUGCCUCUGCCUCACAGGAGGAGAAAGGAUGCGAGUUUGAGACCCUGACAUCUUGCCUUGGUUGCCCACAAACUUGGCACACCUCUGCCAUAUUGAUAAUGGGCCCAUUCCGUAGAGCCAUUGCUUUCCCUACUAGCCUGGAGGGACCGAUCCUGGCAGGACAUCAUUUCUGGCGUCACCACAAAAUCCAUCUGAAGGCAUCUUCAGCUCUUCCUGCCUGAAGGUGGGCAUUUAGACCAGAUUGUGGCACAGCCCUUAUGUCUCUGUGUUGUCCAACCCCUCACAUUCUCUUCCCAGGAAUAUUUAUGUAUCACCAGCAACUCUGAAGGCUGGGAGACUCUAGUCCUGAUCCCAUGGGGGUCAUUGCUGGGUGGCCUGGGGCCUCAGCAUCCCCUGUCUGUAUGAUGGGAGAACUGGACCAGCUUAUUGCCAAGGUGUGUUCUGACUCCUGUGGGGUAGAAUCCCCAAGGCUGGGGACAGGACACACAUUCUCAG